Messenger RNA from Dichomitus squalens LYAD-421 SS1, 1870 nucleotides. RefSeq lists its product as uncharacterized. The record is from RefSeq and is a predicted model, not a curated record. NCBI's taxonomy places the organism in Eukaryota, Fungi, Basidiomycota, Agaricomycetes, Polyporales, Polyporaceae. Gene Ontology annotation, molecular function: protein binding. The transcript is spliced from 7 exons. The coding region runs from base 442 to 1506 and encodes 354 amino acids.
CUCUUCCCGCGCCCCCACCGCGCACACAGAAUUGGCCUCUCAAUCAUCCUUCUUUCGACCGGGGUGCCUUGGCCCAUCAGCGACUGACAUCCGUUGCAAGCUAAGCCGCGUCUGCACAGUGGCGGUUCGGAGCAUCCAAGUCCGUGCAGCACUCUGACUUCCCAUCUGGAACUGUCCGAGGCCGGUGCGAUUCUGUCUUCCUCCCCGUCCGUCCUUCGAGCACGAUCUCGCCAUACGGCUUGCCCUUUGCCUUUCGUGUUCUUCCGGGCGCCCGCGUAGACGCGAAGAAUUCAUCCACACACGUAGCGUGUCCCACCUACUCGUCCUGGACGCCUGUCGCUUCUAGAAAUACACCACCUAUCGCCACUAUCGUCCAACCCGCCCAGCUUCCUGCCUCUUGUCUUCCUCCUCUUCUGACGUCCCCCUCUCACCCACCCGCCAAUGGACUCUUCGACAGCCUGUGUCUCCUUCAUCGGGAUCGUCGAUUUUACCGAAGACGCCACUUGGGUGUACUGCUCAGAAUCCGUCUAUGAUCUACUAGGAUAUGAGCCACACGAGUUAAUCGGGACCCCCUCCCUCAACCUCGUUCAUCCGGAUGAGUUCUCGGAAGUGAAAGAAUUGCACUACACAACAAUAUCACAAGACCAAGCUGCAGUGCUCGCAUAUCUGCGCAUGAAGCAUAAAGACCCCUACAAAGGAUACAUUCUCUGCGGCAUAUCCCGGACAGUAUGCCAGAACGUCCUCGUUGGAAGCGUCUCAUUUGCAGCCCCCGGGCCGAAAGCUAUGCAUAACGCGUCGACUGCGCAAGAGGUCAAGAUCAUCACGCCGACCGCGAAGGACCUCGAGUUCCGAAGAUGGAACGAUCCGAACCCGAUGCCACCGUGCCCCAUCCCCUCAUCACGUUCACAUAGCCCAGACAUCCGGAGACGCGACCGCAAAGAGGCCAUCACCUUUGACCCGCUCCCAGAGCAGUCCAUUCGGACUGCGCUCAUCCUCGACCGCUUCAGCGUCAACUGCGGCAUCUUGUACUGUUCCAAUGACAGCUUGAUCUCGACGACGGCAUGCAUGGGCCGCAGUUUCUUCGACUUUGUCUCGCGCAAAGACGAAGAUCUCGUCCGCAGCUGGAUCGACGUCAUCAAGUCCUGGGGCGUGAACGAGCGAGGGCAGCCCAGCGACGGCGGCUUCGGCUUCGGAAAGUUCAGCCUCCUCGUGCGCGGGCGGGACUCCAGCAUCCGACACGCCGACCCCGUGCCUUCGCGUCACCGGAGUGGGCCGUCCUCCGGCCACGACCAUCUCUCACGUACGCGCGAUGCCCGCCCGUCGCAUCACCACGCGUCGUCGGGCUCGAGCUACCGAGACAGGGAGCGCGACCGAGAGAGGUACCGGGAGUCACGGGAGUCGCGCACAGGGACGCGGCCGCGUUCCGACGACGAACGCGUGGUAGACGCCAUCUUCUCGGCGCAUUCGGACGGGCUAAUGGUUAUCUUGCGGCCAUCGAGCUCAUGAACACUGCUCGCUUGGCCGGCGAAUCCUGAGCUCCGGCGGGACGCUUGUCGGCUCGUGGUUCGUUCGGCGCAGGUCUGUUGACAGUUGAGGACUAUGUAGCCGACCUGGAAGCAUGGUACCUACGCGGUCGGAGUACAUGGGUCUAUUCCGUCAGACAGCACCCUGUGUUGCACAUCGUAUGGCGUCCUGUUCCCUCGGUAUUGACUGUGAAUAUCCUGUCUCGUAUGUUACACACGUUGUCUUGCUAUCGUUACCGCUUCCUGUUUGCUUUUGCUUACGACUUCUCGAAAACACUGACCUUCCGCCACCACCUCGUAAUCUCGCAUUCACCUGUACCGCUCCCCUCUGGCUCCGUCACAGCGCG